GGCGGUGCCGGUGUGGGUCCCGCCCCGGCCCCAUUGUCUGUGCGGGAGGCGGAGGGACGGGAGCGGAGAACGAGCCCGGCCAUGGCCCCGCUACCGGCCCCGGGCCCGAGGCUGGCGCUGCUGACCGCGGCCCUGCUCUGCUCCUGGGCAAAGGGGGACGGGGACCCCCCGGAGCCCGUGUUCCUACCGGCAGAGCUGGAGCUCCUGGGGGUACCGGAAUACUACCGCUUGCAACGGGCAGACCGGGACAUCCCAACCAACACCUCCAUGGAUACCCGCACCGAGACCUUCCUGGUGCUGCGGCACAGCCCCGGUACCCAACCUUUGCUCCAGGCCACUUAUCCCCCCUUCAGCACCCGGCAGGAGGUGCCCAUGGAGAAGGAGCAGAGGGAAGCUUGGGCUGUGCGGGCUGUGUCCAUCGAGAGCUCCGUGUCGCCGGCGGAGCCCUUUGCCCGGGUGCUCUUCCAUCUCUAUGGGCCUGACUGGAUGGCUGGGAAACGGGAUCAGCACGAGGGAUGGGAUCAGCCCGGGGAGCGGGAUCACCCCGCAACGUGGGAUCCUCCUGGAGAGUGGGAUCACCCCAAGGAGCAGAACAACCCCAGGAGUUGGGAUCAUCCCAAGGAGUGGGAUCAACCUAAAGAGAGGGAUCACCCCAAGGAGCAGAACCACCCCAGGAGUUGGGAUCAUCCCAAGGAGUGGGAUCAACCUAAAGAGAGGGAUCACCCCAAGGAGCAGAACCACCCCAGGAGCUGGGAUCACCCCAAGGAGUGGGAUCAACCUAAAGAGAGGGAUCACCCCAAGGAGCAGAACCACCCCAGGAGUUGGGAUCACCCCAAGGAGUGGGAUCAACCUAAAGAGAGGGAUCACCCUAAGGAGCAGAACCACCCCAGGAACUGGGAUCACCCCAAGGGGCAAAACCACCCCAGGAGCUGGGAUCACCCCAAGGAUUGGGAUCAAGCUAAAGAGUGGGAUCAACCCAAGGAGCAGGAUCACCCUGGAGAGUGGGAUCACCCCAAGGAGCAGAAUGAGCCCAGGACCUGGGAUCACCCCAAGCAGCGGGACCAUGCUGGAGAGUGGGAUCACCCCCCAAAGCGGGAUCACCCCAUGGAACGGGAUCACCCCAAGGACCGAGACCUGCCCUGCGUCACCCUCCACGCGCACCACCGCGGCCGGGUGGCCCGUGCCUCGUGCCACCUGCAGGCCCCGCUGGGCGCCUGCGUGGUGGAGCUGGAGAUCCCCCCGCGCUGGUUCUCCGCCGAGCCCCCGGAGCCGGCGCAGCUGCACUACAGCGUGACGGGAUCCCGGGAAUGCCGGGAGCGGAGCCGUGCCGGGGAUGCCCAGCGGCCCCUGGGCUCGCUGGAGCUGCGGGCGGCGGAGCCGGUGCGCUGGCAGGAGGUGAGGUUGGAUGCCAAGGUCCUGCUGCGGGUCCCCGAUGCCAGCCUGCGGCCGGGGCACCGCUUCACGGCCACCAUCGCCCUGCGGCACAACUUCACCGCCGACCACUUGGUGCUCCGGAUCAAGGCCAAGAAGGGGCUGCAAGUGGUGGGUGCCCGCGCCGGGGCGCCGGGGGCAUGGGCGACGCAAGUGGAGCGCACCCGUGGUCCCAAGCACUCCACGGUGGUGGUGACGUGCCGGAGGAGCGGGGAUGCUGCUGGUGGCUCCAGGGUGGCUGAUUCCGAGGCGUUCCUGCACCUGGAUGUGGCGGUGGAGAACGGGACGGGGGGACUGGCGCCGGUGCGGACCCUCACGUGGCAAGUGGAGUACCCAGGGCAGGACCCCGAGGCGCAGAAGGACAAACUGGUGUGGGAGAUCCAAGUGUCCGAGCGGGAUGUCCGUGCCCUCGUCCCCCUUGUACAGGAGCUGGAGAUCCUCAACACGGCCCCACUGACGGGGGUCCCCCGCUUCGUGCCCGUCAGACUGGUGGCAGUGGAGGCAGGGGGGGGCAUCACCGAGCUCCCGGAGCCCGGCUGUGAGUCAGCUGACAAGCAGGUCCUGCAGGUCUCCGCCGGCUGCUCUGCGGUGUUCGUGGGGGGCCAGGAGAGCCGUGGGGCGCAGGGGGCGCGGGUGGAUUUCUGGUGCCGGCGCCUGCACGCGGCGCUGAGCUUCACCGUGUGGGCCCCACUGCUGCCGCUGCGCCUGCACCUGGGGGACACGGCCCUGGAGCAGCUGCGGGGCUGGCGCCUGCCCCCCGGCACCGAGAGCGCUCCGGAGGAGGCCUGGCCCGGGCCCGGUGCCGGUGCCGGUGCCCGGGAUGGGGUCGGCCGGGGCCGCGGCUGCCGCCCUCAGUUCCAGCGCACGGCGCUGCGGGUCCUGGCUCGCUUCGCGGCGCGGCCGCUGGCCGGGGGCCGGCCCCUCGCCUUCCUGCCCGGCCCCGCCUGGCUCCUCGAUGUCACCCCCUUGGUGGCCGCACGCACCCGCGUCCAGGACCCCCGAGUGGCCGCGCUGGAGCCGGGACCCGUCGUGGUGGGGCUGGAGCCAGGGGUCACCUCGGUGGAGGUCCGCUCCCCGCUGUCGGACUCCAUCCUGGGGGAGCAGACGCUGGUGGUGUCGGAGGAGAAGGUGACGGUGACGGAGCUCCGGGCCCAGCUCGUGUCGGGGCUGUCCCUGGCGGUGCGGGCAGAGCCGGGGCACCGCGGGCUGGUGACCGCCAGUGCCAUGGGCACAGGGACCCUGCGGGUGCCCAAGCAGGAGGCGACGCUCUCGGUCUGGUUGUCCUUCUCCGACCACACUCUGGCCCCGCUGGAGCUCUAUGGGUGGCAGGACACGGCUUUGACCGUAACCUCGCUCGACCCCACCGUGGCCACCGUCGGGGGCUCCCCGGGUGUCCCCACCGCGCACCCAUGGGUGGUGGCCGAGGGCCCGGGGCGCGGGGCGCUGCUGCAGCUCAGCCUGCACCCUCCGGACGCCUGCCGCCGGGGCCGGCACCGAGCCGCCGCGCUGGCCACCGGCACCGCCUGGCUCGAGGUGCUGGGGGGCCACCCCGCUGCCACCCCCGCUCCCCACCAUGGGCCCAGCUCCCCCUUCCAAAGGGCGGAAGGGGCCAUGUCGGGAGAGGCGGUGACGGCGGCCGGCGAGCCCCGGAGGAGGGAUGCAGUGGGAGCGGGACCGGCCGACACCAAGCUCCAAGGGGGGGGGUCUUCCUCGGAGGAAGAGGAGGAUGGGUACGGCCGUGACCGCGCUGGGGAGGAGGAGGAGGAGGAGAUGGUGAAGGCUCCCGAGCGCGUAACCGACCUGGAGAUCGGCAUGUACGUCCUGCUGGGGGUCUUCUGCUUGGCCAUCUUCAUCUUCCUCAUCAACUGCAUCUUCUUCGUGCUGCGCUACCAGCAGAAGGAGCUCCCCGACGCCGCCGCCCCCUCGGCCCCGCAGCCCCACAACUGGGUCUGGUUGGGCACCGACCAGGAGGAGCUGAGCCGGCAGCUGGACCGGCGGCAGCCCGAGCCCCCGGUCCCCGACGAGGCCACCGAUGGGCGCUGCUGCUGCGGCUCCGAAGCGGGGGGUACCCCCAGCCCCCCAACCCCGACGGGUGCUCCCCAGCCCCAUAGGGAAGGUGGAGCCCCAAGGGGUGGCCGGAGGAAGAGGGUGGAAUUUGUCACCUUCUCCCCGGCGCGGGCCCCCGAGGAACCCCCCGAGCCCGUCCCCAACGUCCAGUCCAUCCUGGUGGCCAGCGAGGACGACAUCCGCUGGGUGUGCGAGGACAUGGGGCUGCGGGACCCCGAGGAGCUCCGCAGCUACAUGGAGAGGAUCCGGGGCAGCUCCUGACCACGGCGGGGGGCAGCUCCCAGUGUUCCCCCC
Messenger RNA from Pezoporus flaviventris, 3792 nucleotides. RefSeq names its product transmembrane protein 132A (gene TMEM132A). NCBI's taxonomy places the organism in Eukaryota, Metazoa, Chordata, Aves, Psittaciformes, Psittacidae. The record is from RefSeq and is a predicted model, not a curated record.